AGACAGCGACUCUUCCGGUUUCACGUAGGAGAGAAAUAUGAUGUGAAAAUCUGAAGCUACCGACAACACAUUAUGAUAAAAACAGCUGUUUAUUCAUCACCACUCACCGUAUGAACAGCGGGGACACUUCACCGGCUCCGUUUGACUGUUAAUGAGAGGAAGCUAAGGUCUCCGGAGCAGCCAUGCCCGUCUCCCUGCUGUGGGCGGUGGAUGUGUACGGCCGGGUCUACAGCCUCUCCACGGGGGGGGGGCUGUGGGAGCAGUGCCGCGACGCUCACAUGGAGUUCAAGCGCGUGACGGCCGCUCAGCAGUGCUGCUGGGGCAUCGCCUGCGACAACAACAUCUACCUGAACCUCCACGCGUCUGACCUGCCCGUUCGAUACAAGGAGGAGACCUACGAGAACCAGCGCUGGAAUCCCGUGGAUAGUUUCUCAGAUCGUUUGUUGCCUAGCGACCGCUGGCAGUGGAGUGAUGUGACCGGUCUGCAGCACCAGCCUCUGGACGGCUUCCUGCUUCCCUCCGACAGCUGGGAGUGGGAGGGCGACUGGCACGUGGAUGAAAACUUUGAGGGAGAGCCCACAGAGAAAGUGGGAUGGACCUACGCCAUUGAUUUUCCCGCCUACUACACCAAAGACAAGAAGUGGAACUCCUGUGUGCGUCGCAGGCGAUGGCUCCGCUACAGGAGAUACAGAUCCAUGGACACCUGGGCCAAGAUCCCCCCCCAGCAGACGACUCUCCCAGAUCCUUUCAGCGACAUCAGCUGUGGAGGAUGGGAGAUCAACGAGGAGCCCAGAGGCCGGCUGUCACUGUGGGCUGUCUCCCUGCAGGGCAAGGUUUGGUUCAGAGAGGGGAUCUAUCACCUGAAUCCUGAGGGCUCAGUGUGGGAGGAGGUGUCUCUCCCUGGGGAGGUGAUCCAGAUCAGCUGUGGCCCCGGGGAUCUGGUGUGGGCGGUGCUGUGGGAGGGCCAGCUCCUCGUCAGGGAGGGCGUCAGCAGAGACUGCCCCAAAGGAUCCUCCUGGGUCACGGUGGAUUCUCCCAGUCCUGAUGUGGGAGCCACACAUGUCGCUGUGGGAGUCAACGUUGUUUGGGCUUUGACCAAGGAUAACAAAGUGUGGUUCAGACGCGGCAUUAACUCCCACAACCCCUGUGGCUCGGGCUGGAUCAACAUGGUGGGAGAAAUGAUCAUGAUCAACGUCGGACUCAACGACCAGGUUUUGGCUAUCAGCUCUGAGGAUCGGGCGGUGUACUUCAGACAAGGUGUGACCUCUAGUGAGCUGAGUGGGAAAACCUGGAGGGCCAUCACUGUCCCCCGAGACGGAGACCGAUCCCACUCCAGUGCCAGCGCAAGCUCUCUGCAGAGUGCUGGAAUUUAUUUCUGUGGUGAGGUGCGCGCUCAGUCAGCAGUGAGCGAUGUGGAGUCGGAGAGAGGAUCUACAGACGGAGCCGCCGGCCUCGUCACCUCCUCCUCUCCCGAGUCCCUCGUUGAUGCCCCCACAGACCAACCUGUCGAGACCCCCAAACCCCACAUCCCCAAAGUCACCAGCGACAGCUUCAUCUCUGAACUCGUCUCUGACCGAGAACCGGCAAAGACUUCCAGAGAGGAAACUCCCCCUGCUGUUUUGGAGGAGGAACCCCUCGCUCUGGAGGAGGAUCUCAAAGACCCCUGUGCAGGUGUAGCUAUUCCCCCUCAGGACCCCCAGUGGUGUAACGUGGAUCUGGAGGAGGCGCAGAUUCAGCAGACUGGAGUUGUGUUGGACUCUGUGGACACCUGCAGCCUGUCGUCAGUGGCCACGUACACUCUGGCCAUGGAGGACCCGUACGGGGCAGAUGAGCGCCCUCUGUGGGCCUGGGUCAGCGGGGGGGGCUGCAACGUGGACAGUCACUCCCAACUCAACUGGUUCAACUCCAUGAACGCCUCAUCUUUGGUCCAGUCAGUCCAGUCCAUGAGUCUGUCCGUCAGCCCGGCACAGACGGCCGCCUGGAGGAGACAAAUCUUUGAGCAGCUCAGUGAGAGGACCAAAAGAGAGAUGGAUAAUUUCAGACAUUAUGAACAAGCCAUAGAACAGUCGGUGUGGGUGAAGAAGGGAACCAUGCAGUGGUGGAGAGACUGGAAGCCUUACAAGUGGAUCGACGUUCAUUUUGCCCUUGAGCAGUUUUCAGGAGCCGAGGGCAACAAGGACGGCAUCCUUUUCAUCUACUACAACUUUUAUGAGGAGAAAAAGUACCUGCACGCGUUCGUCAACGAUGUCACCAUCUUGGUCCCCGUGCUGAACGACUCCAAACACUCUUUUGCCAUCUACACUCCUGAGCGGACCAAACAGAGGUGGCCAAUCAGACUCUCAGCAGCUACAGAGCUGGAGAUGCAAGACUGGCUGGCGUUGUUGAGCGUCUCCUGCUGCGACUCCAGAGGGAUCCAGGGUCCUCCCUCCAAACAGGCCGCCUGGUCCAUCACCUGCAAAGGAGACAUCUUCGUCAGUGAGCCCUCCCCCAGUCUGGAGGCCAUGCCUUACCCCACACCCUGCGACCAGAUGUUUUGGCGGCAGGUAGGAGGUCACCUCCGUAUCGUGGAGUGCAACAGUGUGGGUAUAGUGUGGGGGAUCGGCUACGACCACACGGCCUGGGUCCACACCGGAGGAUACGGAGGCGGCUUCUUCCAGGGCCUGGCCAGCAGCACGGAUAACAUCUACACACAGUCAGACUCCAAGAGCGUCUACAUCUAUGAGAACCAGAGGUGGAACCCCGUCACCGGAUACACCAACAGAGGGCUCCCUACAGACCGCUACAUGUGGAGUGACUCAUCAGGACUUCAUGAGUGCACAAAAACAAAUAUGAAACCCCCCUCCCCUCAGUGGACAUGGAUGUCUGACUGGUCUGUGGACUACAGUGUGUCGGGGGGGGCGGACAGAGACGGCUGGCAGUAUGCGGCUGAUUUUCCAGCGUCGUAUCAUGGCCAUAAAACGCUGAAGGACUUUGUGCGUCGCAGGCGAUGGGCCAGGAAGUGUAAACUGACGACCACCGGACCGUGGCAGGAGGUUCCUCCCAUCUCCCUGAGUGACGUCACCAUCCUGCCGUGUGCUGCGCAGAUCAGCGUGGACGUGGUUCCUCUGUGGGCGAUCAGCAACAAGGGAGACGUGCUCUGCAGACUGGGAGUCUCCACACUGACGCCUGCCGGAUCCUCGUGGCUCCACGUGGGAACCGACCAGUCUUUCAAGUCCAUCUCCAUCGGAGCUGCCAGCCAGGUCUGGGCCAUCGCCAAGGACGGCUCUGCCUUUUACAGAGGAUCUGUCUCUGCAGAGAGCCCUGCAGGAGACAGCUGGUACCACAUCCCCUCCCCGGCCAAACAGAAGCUGAAGCAGGUGUCUGUCGGCAGGACGUCAGUGUACACUGUAGAUGAAAAUGGUAACCUGUGGUACCGGCAGGGUGUGACCCCCAGCUACCCUCAGGGAUCCUCCUGGGAACACAUCUCCAAUAACGUACGCAAAGUCUCCGUAGGGCCUCUGGACCAGGUGUGGAUCAUAGCGGACAAGGUGCAGGGCAGCCAUGGUCUGAGCUGUGGGACAGUGUGCCAUCGGCUGGGAGUCCAACCCAUGGAGCCCAAAGGACAGUCCUGGGACUACGGCAUCGGGGGUGGAUGGGACCACAUCACAGUGAGGGGGAACUGCAUGGAGCCGCCCCGCAUCCGUCUGCCCUCUCUGGGGGGCCUGGCCUCUCAGAGCUCCUUCCCCGUGAGCACGGAGGCCAACGGCAAUGCUGUAGGAUGCUAGACACACUCACACACACACACACACACACACACACACACACACACACACACACACACACACACACACACACACACACACACUAAAAAGUACUUUUAACACUGGAGUAGCAGCACUGCUAAUUCAGCUCUAAACUCUGGAGGACAGCCUUCAGUGUUCACGUCCUGCAGUCAGGGUCACGGAAAGUUCUCCGUUUUAGACUUUCAGAAUCUCAUAUGAGCUGAAUUUCUCUCCCUUUGCUAUCUGUCUUUGCUCACUGACAUUGAACUCACUGGUCUUAAUGCAUUUUGUCCAUAUUUAUUCAUCAUGUGUAUGUAGUUUCUUUGUAUAGACUCUAUAGAGUACCUCAUGUUCAGAUGAACUUGGAAAGGUAGGGUUUUAAUGAUAAAAUGAAAUGAAUGUACUUUAAUUAAAGCUACUUGACUGUUAACUGUCUGCCACUGGGCUGGUAUUUAAUACAACAUUUAAAAACAUGCUUAAUAUUAUCCUACAGGCAAAAGGUUAACACACUUUCCAAUAGACUAAAGCCUGAUUACUCUGGAACAUAAGAAAUCUGAUAACGGGAUAGAGCAAAUAAGGACCUUUUUUUUUCCGAUCUGACAGACGGCAGAAAAGCAUGACAGUAGAAUCUUCUAAAAAGGACUUUUGAAGCCGAUUUCUGGGUUUAUUGCGUCCAAAUGUGUGUGGAACCUGUGUGAAGUUAGGACAUCUUUAAAGCAAGGCAAGCUCUCAAACACACACACACACUUUUCUGUGAGCUUUAGUGUUUUAUUGGUACUACUGAGGCGCUUACUAAUUGUAAAAAAAAAAUGGCUUUGUAUUGUAACAGGAAAUGAUAGGGUUUUCCCAUUGACUUCUAUACAUUUACAGUGCUUUUGGAGCCUGUAUGUAGCAGCUUUAACAAGACAUGCACUGGCUUUAUUUACUUGUGGUGGUUGCCUUGUACCAACAGUGAACUGAUGUUUUAUAAAGCUUUUAUUUUUUUAAUUUAAAAUGUAGUUUUCAUGGAGUAUGUGCAAUGGUUAGCAUUAUAAAUAAGGGAAAAGUGUGGAUUACUUGUAUACGUUCUGUGGUUAAAAAUGCUAAAACUGAACCUUCCUCUUUCUCAGGAGCAUGUUUGCAUGUCGGCAUUUACUUCCUGUCGUUAGUAGAAUGACUGAGCGAUGAGAAGAAAAUAUCAAAAACAACUAUAUUUUUGUUAUAAAUCUGUAAAAUAUGAAUAUUAUGUACUUAGUAUAGUGCUGCAAUGGUAAAAUAGUAAGCUGGAAUAGUGUUUCUACUUUUGACAUGAGCUUUUACUUUAAAAACAUUAAUAAGUAUCCGUUCAGGCUUUAAUUUAUGUUAACAGCUGUCUAAAUUCCUCUGUAUCAUAAUGUAUCGUCUAAAUAUGAUGCAGCCUUUGUUGAAAUGUUGAAAGUGUACAGAGAUCCGUCUGUUUUAUCUGUGAAUAACUAACAUUGCUUUGUGUUACUGUAGCGUGCAACACAUCCCUGCUGUUGACAUUGUGGAGUACAUUUCUCAAGUGUUGUGCAUGGUCAAAGUAACAGUCCUUAUCUGUCAAUAAAUAAAUGUGUUUAUUGAUAG
This is a messenger RNA of Trematomus bernacchii (emerald rockcod), 5345 nucleotides long. It is a transcript of the gene tecpr1a, whose product is annotated as tectonin beta-propeller repeat containing 1a. The record is from RefSeq and is a predicted model, not a curated record. Bases 183 to 3764 code for a protein of 1193 amino acids. Gene Ontology annotation, cellular component: membrane. Lineage: Eukaryota; Metazoa; Chordata; Actinopteri; Perciformes; Nototheniidae. The transcript is spliced from 24 exons.